GCAAAUAUAAAAGACGAGAGGCGAUGUUGUGCACACAUACAACGUUGGCCUUACAGGUCAGUCAGUGACCACCGCCGUCACCGACAUCAUCCAUCCACGAGACGUAUGCUCACCACCAUCCACUACAAGAGGAGCAUCUAGGACCUAAGAGUUUUCGAUGUCUCCCGCAAGGCUACGCCAGUGUCCCGCCAUGAAGUCCACAUGUCUUUUCAUCCUGGCUUCUGUCCUGGUUUGCAACUUGAAGAUGGUAUGUAGAGGACAGAGCAUAUCUGUUGAGGAGGAGCCGGACCAGAGGACUGUAGACGAUUUGCUUCACCAUGGAGCAGAGAGCCUUCUACUGCGUUCUAUCCUGCAAAAGAUGCAGGGAGAAGAAGACGGAUAUGAGGGACUUUCUUCUCAACCAGAAUGGGUAACAAAGCGGCAGCAUCCAGGCAAGAGAUACAGCGAGUCAUCCGAUGACGGUGAUGAAGAGUACUUGAGCGUGGAAAGGAGACAACACCCGGGCAAACGCGACGAAGACAUGCGCUCGCUGCUGGAGCUGCAAAAAAGGCAACACCCGGGGAGGCGCUCCACAAGCGGACACCUUUCCGGCGCCCCCAUCAUCGUCCUGGGUGAACUUUCCAAGCGGCAGCACCCAGGCAAGCGCAACUCGGCGUUACGCAGCCGGCGCCAGCACCCCGGUAAGCGGCAGGAAGAAGAAGGAGAUGAGGAGGAGGAGUACCGCACAGAGUUGGACAAGCGUCAGCACCCCGGGAAACGGUUUUGGGAUCAUUCGGAUCCAGAUUUUGCCACCGUGAGUCCGUGUGAAGGCGUUUUGGACCCUAUGAGAUGCGCCAAGACGAAUCUGAUUCUCGAUUUUUUAGACAACAUGAGUGUGAAGCACACCGAGGAGAAGAGACAACACCCGGGGAAAAGGUUUGCACCCGGGGAGGAUUUCGUGGACGGAGAGUAGAGUCGUUAGAAUUUGUAAAAUCAUAUAAAUGUCUAUGUAACUUAGAAUGUAAACAACGUUAGCCGCGUUUCCUUUUGUGUUAAAUCCUGUUUUUUGGAGAACUUGUGGAUAAAUGUAAUACUUGUAGGACUGUAAAUUAAAGAGUGAGUGUUGGGUGGAUGAUUCAUCAGGAAUUAUCAUAAUUAUUGACUGAUUCGUCAUAUAUAUUUUUUGUUUUUUUUUGUCCACAAUGAUGCUGACAAGGCGUGUCUCUGUGAGGCAUCCCUGUCGGAAUGGAUGCAUUGAGAAAUAGAACAAGUUAUUUUAUUUACUUUCUAUUUAGAAAUGUAAAUGCUAAUAAAUACAAUGCAAAUAUA
This is a messenger RNA of Doryrhamphus excisus (bluestripe pipefish), 1308 nucleotides long. It is a transcript of the gene trh, whose product is annotated as thyrotropin-releasing hormone. Gene Ontology annotation, cellular component: extracellular region; secretory granule. Gene Ontology annotation, molecular function: thyrotropin-releasing hormone activity. NCBI's taxonomy places the organism in Eukaryota, Metazoa, Chordata, Actinopteri, Syngnathiformes, Syngnathidae. The record is from RefSeq and is a predicted model, not a curated record. Gene Ontology annotation, biological process: positive regulation of gamma-aminobutyric acid secretion; eating behavior; negative regulation of glutamate secretion.